AGUUCUGUGCAAUCUUUCUCCUUUCUAUUCUUCUUUCUCUACAAAGAAGGCGGACAUUACUUGUGAGCUCUGCACUUGUCGCAGCUAAGGUUGGAAACAACAGCCUACAAGAAUGUCAACAUCAUCAGCUGAACUCGCGUGUGUAUACGCUGCAUUGAUCCUCAAUGACGAUGGCGUGGAGAUCACAGCGGAGAAGAUCCAGACUUUGGUGCAAGCUGCCAAAGUCGAGGUCGAGCCAUUCUGGGCUGGCCUGUUCGCUAAGGCACUGGAAGGCCGCGACGUCGGGGAUCUAAUCGGCAACAUCGGAUCGGCGUCUGCUGGACCUGUUGCAGCAGCUGCACCGGCUGCUGCUGCAGCAGACGAGAAAAAGGAGGAGAAAACGGACGAAAAACCUGCCGACGACGAUGAAGAUUCAGAUGACGAAUUUGGCGGACUGAGCCUAUUCGGUGAUGAUUGAGCAAGCACCACCUGUUGCGUCGACGGCACUGAUCAGAUGCACCACAGCACCGCUGUAUCUCUAGACCAUUAUACCAUCCCUGCUACUACUAGUACUUUAGGAUUGAUUCAGACCUUACAUCUUCCAUCCCUGAAUAUUUCCUGAAUGGAUCGGUGCAGCGUAUGCUCGUGAAA
Molecule: messenger RNA, 630 nt
Organism: Sycon ciliatum
Lineage: Eukaryota; Metazoa; Porifera; Calcarea; Leucosolenida; Sycettidae
Exons: 1
Coding region: 113-457 (114 amino acids)
Biological process (GO): cytoplasmic translation; translational elongation
Cellular component (GO): ribosome; cytosolic large ribosomal subunit
Molecular function (GO): protein kinase activator activity; structural constituent of ribosome; ribonucleoprotein complex binding
Source: RefSeq, a predicted model, not a curated record